Aspergillus affinis is the source of this 912-nucleotide messenger RNA. Its product is annotated as HMG-box domain-containing protein. The coding region runs from base 1 to 912 and encodes 303 amino acids. Gene Ontology annotation, biological process: negative regulation of transcription by RNA polymerase II; anatomical structure morphogenesis; cell differentiation. Gene Ontology annotation, molecular function: DNA-binding transcription factor activity, RNA polymerase II-specific; RNA polymerase II cis-regulatory region sequence-specific DNA binding. The transcript is spliced from 3 exons. Lineage: Eukaryota; Fungi; Ascomycota; Eurotiomycetes; Eurotiales; Aspergillaceae. The record is from RefSeq and is a predicted model, not a curated record.
AUGGCUGCUGUUCCUAUCGCCAUGAAGUCAGAAGUUGAAUCUACCGACAAGCUGACAGAGCUCCUUUGGCAAGAUGCUUUGGGGAAUCUCCAGUCUACCAACAAUGAGGUCCUUCUUCCCGUCAACAUCACCGACUUGAUCGGCCAAUGCAACGUCGACAAAAUUAAGGCUCGUCUCGGUGCUCUCAUUGGCGCCCCCGUUGUUGCUUUUGUUGAUGAGUCUAUCAAGGCUCUUCGCAUUAUGCGCAUUCCGGCUUUUUCGGGAACCGCGAUAUCGGUUGCCUGUCAUGAUAGAACACUGAAAUCUGAGCACGAAAAGAUUGCACCUGUCACUAACGUGCCAGGAAAAACGGGUAUACAUGCGAAACCGGCUAAAGUUCCUCGGCCUCUAAAUGCGUUUAUCCUGUACCGUCAGUAUCAUCACCCGAAAGUCAAGGAAGCAUACCCUGCCUUUUCCAACAACGAAAUAUGCAAACAGUGGAAAGCCGAAGACGAAAAAGUAAAGAUGCAAUUCCGUCAGCAAGCUGAAGACCUGAAACGAAAACAUGCCGAAGAGUACCCGGACUACCACUACUCCCCUCGCAAGCCCUCCGAAAGAAAACGCCGAGUCUCGUCGCGUCAAUACAGGAAGACCAGCCUAUCCACUAAAUCCCUCAAGUCUCCUAUGUCGACUAACGAAGCGUCAGACGUUUCGACUCCCGGAAAAUAUACUGAGAUAGAGAUGACUAUGGCCACACCUUUGCCUGCGGACGACAGUCUCGCUGGCAUCGAUAUGCUUAUGCCGGAACAGCCGUUCGAGUUCGACUACGAGGCCUUCGAUACCCUGUUUCAGCAGGUGCAGGAAGACUAUAGCCGGACUAAUCCUUUUUCUGAGAACUUUGAUUUCUCAGACUUGGUGACUGACUACUAUUGA